Messenger RNA from Paramacrobiotus metropolitanus, 1465 nucleotides. RefSeq names its product AN1-type zinc finger protein 2A-like. Gene Ontology annotation, molecular function: zinc ion binding. The transcript has 4 exons. Gene Ontology annotation, biological process: protein targeting to ER; proteasome-mediated ubiquitin-dependent protein catabolic process. Gene Ontology annotation, cellular component: cytoplasm; endoplasmic reticulum. The coding region runs from base 397 to 1257 and encodes 286 amino acids. The record is from RefSeq and is a predicted model, not a curated record. NCBI's taxonomy places the organism in Eukaryota, Metazoa, Tardigrada, Eutardigrada, Parachela, Macrobiotidae.
CAUGGUGCAUAUCUCAACUUUUCAUUCAGUCCAUUUAGACGGGUUCCAUAUCGAUAUCGCAGUAAAAUUUGCAAAAUUUCUCGAAAACUGUGUUACUACUAAAUGAUACUUAUUUUGGAGAGUUUCGAUAGUAUUUUUCUGGUUGUACCGUGUGGAACAAGUUCGCGGAUUGGUUAUCGGAUCGGAAUUUAUCGGAUCGGAAUAUUCAGAUAAAGCGUUCGCUUGUUAUAUUUUGUCAUAAUUUUAUCGAGCGAGCAGCCUGCGAAGCUCGAAGCGUAAAGAGGUGUGAUCUCGCUGGAAAAUUCUUCUGGAGCCGUCUCCGUUGUAGCACCAGAGGUAGAGUGAUUUAUUAAAUCCGGAAUUGUUUACCGCGAAGGGGCGUCAGAGUGGGGAGACAUGUAUGGCAAGGGAGAACAAAGUGGCGGUGGCGGAAGCGGAGCACGCCAGAACAGGUCGGGCAGCAACUCGCCUGAUCUCGAUCUCAGACAACACGAUGCCUUUCACGUUGGCGCGCACUGCGAGGAAAACACUUGUAAUCGCCUGGAUUUCCUUCCCGUCAAGUGUGAUGGAUGUGGCAAAACCUUCUGCAAGGAGCACUAUCGCUACGAGCACCACCAGUGCUCCAGCGGACGCCAACAGGAUAACCAGGUCCCGGUGUGUCCAUUGUGUAACGCCCCCGUGCCCAUCAAGCGCGGCCAACUACCGGAUCUCGUCGUCUCGGAGCAUUUGGACACGGAAUGCCGCUCGGAGAAGGCACUGACGCUGCAGGCUCGCAAGCGACAGGCCGGCCAGGUGUACGCCCACGGCUGCGCUGUCCCCGGCUGUAAGCGCAAGGAGAUGCUGAAAGUGGACUGCCCGCACUGUCGACGAUCCUUCUGUCUGGCUCACCGCUUCCCCGAUGAUCAUCAGUGCGCCAACAAAGCCCUUCCCCUUGACAACAGCGCUAAACGCUCGGCGCCUGCCAGCAAAGCUGGAGCGGCGGCAUUGGCGCGCUUUGGAACGAGCAGUAAAGCCACUCCCGCGGCCGGGAAGCCAGGUGUGGCAACUGCAGUUCAGUCUCCCAACAUGUCGGAGGAUGAAGCGCUGGCCCGUGCCCUACAGUUGUCCUUGUCGGAUUCCCCAUCCGGCACCGCCCCCGCGCCCACAGCGCAGGAAGACGAUGACUUGGAGCUGGCGCGCGCCCUGGCCGUUAGCGAAGCGGAGUUCCAGCGGGUACAGACGCAACAGAGCCGAAAAACCAACUGCGUGAUGUCUUGACCGCCGUCCUGUCCGCGCCUGGGCCGGUUUUUCUGUACAGAUAGUACGCAUCCUUGUAGUCAUUCUCAGAUGUUAAUUUUUUAUUGCCUGUCUUGCACCCUGGCAUGUGCGUGCUAGAAAUGGUCUACUUUAGGUAAAUUACUGUUAGCAUUCGUGUGGGGGAAGUUUUAAAGUUUGAAAGUGUUAUUUAUUAAACAAGUGCGGAAUG